Molecule: messenger RNA, 3121 nt
Organism: Gryllus bimaculatus (two-spotted cricket)
Lineage: Eukaryota; Metazoa; Arthropoda; Insecta; Orthoptera; Gryllidae
Source: the annotation of a GenBank genome assembly
AUGGCGGAGGCCCGAAUGCGGGUCGUCCGCGGCGGCGGCGGCGGCGGCGACGUGCAGGCUCGCGCCGGCACCGUUACGUGGCGCGCCGGCCGUGGGAGCGCCUGCGCUCGCGCCCGCGCACCUCGUGCCAGCGCCGUUCCUCGCCGCUUGGCGCCAUCUCCUCCUGAGCGCGCGCGAAUCCCGGCGCCCGGGGACUGCCGGCGCUGCCCCGAGCUCACUUGCUUCCCUUGUACUCUACCACGCUUCAAUGCGGUCGACGUGGGCAUGGUAUGCACAGCGCCCUCUGUGGGUGGUUUCUUGCUGCUUGUAUUGUCUUUGGUGCAGCAACAUAACAUCGAUCUGGCCGUGCUUAUCGCGGAGUGCCGCUGGAAAGCCUUGUUGAAAAACACCACUCGGCGAGAUAAGCGUGAACGAUUGCGCACAGCGCAGAGAGCUGCGCGGGAGGCAGGUGCUCUGCGCGCGAUCUGGCGGCGAAGGAACGCGGCGCAGAGCGUGAGGCGGUCAGUGAGAAGUUCCCGCUCAGUUUCAGGAGGGAGCGUGAGCGUGGACGCCGUGACGGCGCACGCCGCCGCCGUGGCCGCCGCCGCCGCCGCGCAGCUCCCCAACCUCGCCCCCGUGGACGCGCUGGGGUGGGUGCAGGCGCUGCUGGCGGCCGCCGCCCUCUUCCUCGUCUACCGCUAUCUCAUCCGCCCGCUGGACUACCGCCGGGACCUGUCGGACGUGGGCUUCGGGCACGUGGGCGGCGUGGCGGGCGCGGGCGUGCGCCACCGUCGCGCCGACGUGGUGCGGGACGUGCGCCGCCGCCGGCGCGUCGGCGCGCUGCCGCCCGUCUACCCCAACGGCUGGUUCGCGCUGCUGGAGAGCGGCGCCCUGCCCGCGGGCGAGGUGCGCCACGUCGCCGCCCUCGGAGAGAACUGGGCGGUGCUGCGCACUGCCGACGGCCAGGCGCACGUGCUGGACGCGUACUGCCCUCACCUGGGCGCCAACAUGGCGGUGGGCGGGGCCGUGCGCGGCGACUGUCUCGAAUGCCCCUUCCACGGGUGGCGCUUCGACGCCCGCGACGGCCGCUGCGCCGCCGUGCCCUACGCCGACAAGGUGCCAGAGUUCGCCCGCGUGAAGCGCUGGGAGAGCUGCGAGGCGAACGGCUUCGUGUUCGUGUGGUACCACGCCGAGGGCGAGCCGCCUUCCUGGCAGGUGGAGGGCGUGCCGCAAGUGGGGUGCGGCGAGUGGCUGUUCCGCGGCCGCUCCGAGUUCCUCAUCAACUCGCACAUCCAGGUACGCUCGCCGCCCUCAUUGGGUUUGCCCUUGCGAUGGAAGAGAGGAGAGGAGGAGUGGAGGGCGAGUGACAGACACGAGGCGCUGGGCGCGCGCCGUGCGCAGGAGAUCCCGGAGAACGGCGGCGACGUGGCGCACCUCAACGCCAUCCACGCGCCCUCGCUGCUGGGCGGCGGCGACCUGGUGCGCGCGCAGAAGCUGCCCUUCCGCUUCCUGCGGCACGUGUGGGCGGCGGCGUGGGCGGCGCAGACAGAGCCCGGGCGCACGCACCUUGCCACCAUGCGCCUGCAGCACGAGACGCGGCUGCUGGGCAAGGUGCGCGUGCUGGCCAUGGACGUGCGCGCCGAGCAGAUCGGCCCGGCCUACGUGGAGAUGUACCUGCGCUCGGCGCUCGGCGACCUGCUCAUCGUGCAGGCCGUGACGCCGCUGGAGCCGCUGCUGCAGCGCGUGGUGCACCACGUGUAUGCGCCGCCGCGCCUCGCGCUCUUGGCGCCCCUGCUGCUGCUCUCGGAGGCCAUCAUGUUUGAGCGAGAUAUCAUGGUGUGGAACCACAAGAAGUACGAGGACAAACCCCUUCUGGUGCGUGAGGACAAGACGAUUCAGCGCCACCGUCGCUGGUACAGCCAAUUCUACUCAGAAAACAGCCCUCGCCACUCGUUCGUCAGCCAGAACUCUCUUGACUGGUAGGGGCAGGUUGUCCUGGCUGACUCCCCACCUCGCCUCGCCUCUGUAACGAUCGUAGUCUCUCUCUCUCAUAUGACGCCUUCAGUGAACUGUGGAAAGUUAUGUGAAUCUGCCGGAAACAUCCUUCGACCUUCCAGAAACACAUACAUACAAUGGUCAGCAACUCGAUUAAAUUAAAACGUUUUAUCGCGUGCGUCGGCCGUAGAGAGUUCACGGAAUGUGAUGGAUGUUUUCGCGCGCUUGAAAAUCUCUCGUGGAAGUGUUUCAAUGCUUGCAUGUUACGGCCAUACCUGCACAUAUAUUCGCGGAAAACUUUUACGGUGAAUAUUGUGAAAGAAUUCAAAAUUUUACAUUUUGGAACGUUACGGCCCGUCGUUCAUAAGCUUGAACGGCUUUUAACGUCCUUUCUGUACUUUUGAAUGGCAACUUUUAAUUUCUAUUUUUUUAAACAUCAUUACAAAAGUUUAACGGCAGAUAAAGGGGUUGUAUAUUGAAGUUUCAGGAAACGAAGAGCAUGGAUACUUUGAUCUAUAUUCUCCCUUCUGGUGCCUGCUAUUGGUGCUAAUAUAGUUUAGGUUUAAUUUGUCGAGACGAGGUAGUCUUCUCCGAUGUUCGCUUUCUUUUCUUACACAAAGAGUCUCGCUGAGUUUUAUGUCUAGUGGACGCCUUCUGGCGCUUGCGUCUUCUCAGAAAUGCAGGAUGAAUUAAGUAGGUUUUCUAUUUUUCACUAUUUCUAAAGCGAAAUGCCCAAAGGAGUGGGGUAUCAGUACCUGUUUGAAAAUAAGACAAAUGUUUCUGUAUCAAAAUGCUCAAUUUUGAUCAUAUCAUGUACAUCGACCUGGAGUACCUCCAGACAACUCGGGGUAACUCAAGGGCUGCUGUAUUUGUAGUUCUUUUACAUGGUACGAGUUAUAGUGUAGAAAUAGAUUUAAGGGUAUGUACAUAACGAAAUGUGCAGUCUUGAAUCAUUUGUAAAUAAGAUUGUUUUAUUCUUGUUUAGAUGAUAUGUUGGUGCCUUGAUGAUUCCUAGCAGUAGAAUGAAAUAGAGUUGGUUAUGUUUCUUGUUGCUUGUAAAAUGACAAUAUAUAACAAAAAUCUUUGCAGCUAACUCUCUGUAUACGUUGUUAAAUUUUAAUAAAGUUCUGCAGUGCAAUUCAUGUAA